CCCCUCUUCAUCCCAAAUCAUCACCUGUGGCUCCAAAUCCACCGCAAGAUUUCAUCUCAACACUGUCACUCCCUACCAGAACCAAAGAGUAGCCUCUCUCCUCUUAAACCCAUUUCACUUCGCGCUUGUUUUCUUGUGUUCCUUUGGUUUUUCUUGCUGUACAGAGCAAACCCAUAUUUUCUUGUCCACGAUAACGAUUCCAUGGAUUAAUAUAGACCGAGUACUUAUCUCACCUGCAACACAAAACAAUGCGUACUUCUGGCUUAACUCAAGAACCCAUCCGUCUGUUCGAUGCUUUAUCCAAAUGGGACUGCUUCUUCGAUUCUAAAGCUUCUUGGCACUUGGAUUUUAAUGGGCAAUCUUCUAUUUUGUCGAAUCUGCGCUUUGAUGGAGUCGAUACCAUUGGCAAGAAGAGGCAAAGGUCCAAGGUGGUGGCUUCUUUGGGUUUGGGCAGAAGUGCCUCAAGGAUUCAGAGGAUUUGGCGUAACUUCAAUAGUGUUGUUAGAUUGCACUGUGAAAGGAUCCCAAUUGGGUUUGCCUCAGUUGGUGUGUCUUCGGGAGAGAAUGGAUUGGGAGAAAAUGGCUGUGGUGUUUUGGACGAGGAAAAUCUGAACUUGAAUGGUGUGGAAGCAGAGAAAUCGAAGAAGGUGCUUAUUUUGAUGAGUGACACUGGUGGUGGUCACAGAGCUUCAGCUGAAGCCAUUAAAGCUGCCUUCAAUGAAGAAUUUGGAGAUGAGUAUCAGGUAUUUGUUACAGAUUUGUGGUCGGAUCACACGCCUUGGCCCUUCAACCAAUUGCCCAGGAGCUAUAACUUCUUGGUGAAACAUGGUCCUCUCUGGAAAUUGACAUAUUAUGGGUCUGCUCCUCGUGUGGUGCAUCAAUCCAACUUUGCUGCUACUUCAACAUUUAUAGCUCGAGAGGUUGCUAAGGGGCUGAUGAAAUACCAGCCUGAUAUUAUUAUCAGUGUGCAUCCUCUUAUGCAACAUGUUCCACUGCGUAUAUUGAGGGCAAAGGGUCUUUUGGAGAAGAUCGUGUUUACCACAGUUAUAACUGAUUUAAGCACUUGUCAUCCUACAUGGUUUCAUAAACUUGUAACUAGAUGCUAUUGCCCGACAACUGAGGUGGCAAAAAGGGCAUCAAAAGCUGGACUACAGCCUUCUCAAAUCAAAGUUUAUGGCCUCCCAGUGCGACCUUCAUUUGUGAAGCCUGUUCGACCUAAGGUUGAAUUAAGGAGAGAGUUGGGAAUGGAUGAGGAUCUUCCUGCUGUGUUACUUAUGGGAGGAGGCGAAGGCAUGGGUCCCAUUGAGGCUACAGCUCGGGCACUUGGCAAUACAUUGCAUGAUGAGUCUACUGGUGAGCCAAUAGGUCAGGUUCUUGUGAUUUGUGGCCGCAAUAAAAAACUUGCCAACAGAUUGCUUUCAAUCGACUGGAAGAUUCCUGUUCAGGUGAAGGGAUUCAUCACUAAAAUGGAAGAAUGCAUGGGUGCUUGUGAUUGCAUUAUUACGAAGGCAGGACCAGGGACCAUUGCAGAAGCGAUGAUACAGGGCCUCCCUAUAAUACUGAAUGAUUAUAUUGCUGGACAGGAGGUUGGGAAUGUGCCAUAUGUGGUGGAAAAUGGAUGUGGGAAGUUCUCUAAGUCACCAAAAGAGAUUGCAAAAAUUGUUGCUGAAUGGUUUGGUCCAAAAGCGUAUGAGCUCCAGGUCAUGUCUCAGAAUGCAUUGAAGCUGGCUAGACCAGAUGCAGUGUUUAAGAUAGUUCAUGAUAUGCAUGAGUUGGUAAGGCAAAGAAGUUUACUUGUACCUCAGUAUUCUUGUACAUCUUAACCUGAUCAAUUUUGCUGUGCUUUUGAUAAAAUGCUUUUAUUGGAAAAUUAAA
Telopea speciosissima is the source of this 1875-nucleotide messenger RNA. Its product is annotated as monogalactosyldiacylglycerol synthase, chloroplastic-like. Gene Ontology annotation, molecular function: hexosyltransferase activity. The record is from RefSeq and is a predicted model, not a curated record. The transcript has 8 exons. Gene Ontology annotation, biological process: glycolipid biosynthetic process. Bases 249 to 1823 code for a protein of 524 amino acids. NCBI's taxonomy places the organism in Eukaryota, Viridiplantae, Streptophyta, Magnoliopsida, Proteales, Proteaceae.